ACGAGGGGGUGAUUGGCCAGCACCACGCCCGGCCGCCUUUGUCUCCCUAGCGGCGAUGUUUACACACUGCACCAGGUGCUCAUUUGAGGCUGAGUUGACCUAAAAGAGUUCCAGGACCGGUCGUCAUUUGUGUUGGCCUUUGAGGAGGAAUCGGACUUGGGUCGAUGAAUUCUUAGCGCUAUCACUUGUACACGUGCAGUAUCUAGUUUAAUGUUGCUAUGUCGGGUGGUGGAGGGCCUCGAUGACACGAAUUUGGUGAGAUGAUUACGCGGCUUCACCCAAACUUGCAUUGUGAAUCCGAGUUGUUGUUUGUCCAACCCCAAUCGCACUGUGAAUCCGCGCCGCGUGUGGUGUUCGUGGUGAUAACCCCACUCCCACUCCCCUCCCGUCGUUUCACCAUCGGCAGCGCUUCUUUCACAAUCACGGGGGUCAGGGUAGCGAGGCGUCAGCUGCGUUGUGUGCAGCUGUGGGUGGUUCCUUGUGUAUCCCACGCUGACAACUCAAGCACCCGCACGCUGACAUUGGUGGCGAGAUGUUAACGAACCUCUCCUGGUAUACAGGAGAUUUUGGUGUUCGAUCCCGACCAUUGACGCCUGCUGUAUAUUUGGAGUUUGCGUGUAUCUCUCUCUCCCCGUGGUCGCGUGGAUUUUUAUCAGGGAUCUCUGAUUUUUUUCCCCUCUACAUUUGGAAUUAACGUCACGCGUUUUGAGUAUUUGGCUGCUAUACAUUUCCACGUGAUAAGCCACUUCGUUUAGCUAUCAUGUGUGGCUCGAUCGAUUAUGAAAAAGAGCUAACUAGUUCAGUGGGCCUUACCUGGUAAAGUAAAAAAUAAUAUUUACAAUUUUUUAGAUCCACACACGUCGGCACACGCAGUGGCGUCUCGACACACUCGCACGUUGACACAUUCACAGUGGCACACGCUGGCACAGACAACACUGCCAUAGAUAUGCCGGCAUAUUCACACACUCACUGGCACGGAUACACUGACACUCAGACACAUUCGCCUUUGUGUCUCCAGUGGUGACUCUUACACCUCGACGGGUAUUAAUUUAAGGCUGAGACGACCCAGCGGAAGUCCAGGACUGGUAAGUCGUGGCCGGGAGUCGAUCUUCGGUCGCCAGGUUUGUAACGCAACCGAUCUCCACACCCCGCUCCCCACAUACACAAACGGACACGUGCAUUGGCACUGACAAAGAUAAAGACAUCACCCGUGUAGCCUUGACAGACUGUUGGGUCAAGUGCUGUUAGCGAGCACUUUUGAAGGCCGACACGGCAUACGAGGGGGUGGGUGGCCAGCACCACGCCACACAGACACACAGACACACACAGACACACACACACUGCCUAGCUGAUACUCACUGGUACUGACACUGACGAACACACACACAGAUACACUGCCUAAAUGACAUUGGUGCUGACACACACUGACGCGCACCACAGCAGAAACUUCCGUGUACUCUGCGACUCUCCUCCUCCCCCCGUCUCCCUCGUCUCUCUCGUCUCUCCCUCUCGCGUCUCUCUACUCCACAGCUCCCUUCCGUGCCUGCCCCCGCCACUUCGACUCUGCGUGAGAGAGAAAAGCGAGGCCGCGGACGAGGUGUUGUCACGCGAUGGAGGAGAAGACAAGGACAAGAGUCUUUAAGAAGAACAGCCCUAACGGGAAGCUCACGGUUUACCUGGGCAAAAGGGACUUUGUGGAUCACCUGGAUCACGUGGACCCUGUGGACGGCGUUGUUCUGGUGGAGCCCGAUUACCUUAAGGAGAGAAAAGUGUUCGUGGCGCUGGCGUGCGUGUUCCGCUAUGGCCGUGAGGAUUUGGACGUCCUCGGUCUCUCCUUCAGGAAGGAGCUCUUCACACGCACCGCGCAGGUGUUCCCCCGAGAUGGUGGCGAGAACGGGGGCUCCCCACCAACACGUCUGCAGGAGCGUCUCCUCCGCAAGCUGGGAGAGAACGCUCACCCCUUCGUCUUCCACAUCCCCCAAGACCUGCCAUGCUCCGUUACGCUUCAGCCUGGGCCAGAGGACACAGGGAAGGCAUGUGGCGUGGACUACGAGGUGAAGGCGUUCUGUGCCAACAGCCCUGACGAAAAGCCGCACCACCGGAACUCGGUGUCGCUGGGCAUCAGGAAGGUUCAGUUUGCGCCGCUGCGCUCGGGGCCACAGCCGGUGGCCGAGACGCGGAGGCAGUUUCUGCUCUCAGACAAAGCGCUGCACCUGGAGGCCUCGCUCGACAAGCAGAUCUAUUACCACGGGGAACCAAUCAGCGUGAACGUUCGCGUGACCAACUCCUCCUCACGCUCCGUCAAGCGCAUCAAGGUGUCCGUGCGGCAGUGCGCAGACAUCUGUCUGUUCAGCACGGCUCAGUACCGGUGUCCCGUGGCGGCGGAAGAGGCAGAAGAGACGGUGGGGCCAGGUGCCACGCUGUGCCGGGAGUUCCGCCUGACUCCGCUCCUCGACAACAACCGCGACAAGCGCGGCCUGGCGCUCGACGGACAGCUACGCCAUGGCGACACCAACCUCGCCUCCUCCUCCAUAGUGAAGGAGGGAGUAAGCAAGGAGUUGCUGGGGAUCGUCGUCUCGUACCGUGUGAAGGUCAAGGUCGUGGUGGCACGCGGGGGGGAUGCCCUGGUGGAACUUCCCUUUACCCUGAUGCAUCCCAAACCUAAGGAGGAGGAGGGGAGGGGAAAGAAGAUCCCAGCUCCCCCGGAGGAAGUGCCUGUGGAAGUGCCUGUGGAGCCGAAUUCAAGGGACCUCAUGGAGUUUGACUCUCAUGACGAUGACUUUGUGUUUGAGGACUUCGCUCGCCAGCGCCUGGUGGGGAACACGGAAGACGGCUACACCUGCUAGGAGCCGACUCGUCUCGUCACGCACAUACACGUGUGUGCCGCGACCCUCCAUCACAUGCGUGUCCUGAGGCCCACCCUCCCCUCCCGCCGCAGUGCUGGCGUUCAUUCACGAUGCGAGGGCCUCGAGUCACACGCGUGAUUAUUCACGUGCCAGGCCCCCCGACACGUACACCUCGCCAUUGUUGUGAGUGCUGGGGAAUGCUCAGUGGUCAAGACUCCCCAAACCGCCAUUGGCACUUGGGGGUCACACGCAGCGGGGCGGUCCCCAAGGCGGUCAGCGGCACCCUUGAGCCGGUGGCAUCAGGAAUCCAUUUGUACUGACAGCUGGCGAUAACAUUGAGAUUUUGUGAUAAGAUUUGGUGAUGAUGAGAUCUGAUGAUGGGAUGAGAUCUGGUGAUAAGAUCUGGUGAUGAUGAGAUGAUGAGAUCUGAUGAUGGGAUAGACCGAGUGCAGACUGAAAAACGCCGGGUUUGGUCUAUGAAAAUGGUUGCAACAACUCACCCAAUCAUUCAAGACCCGCCCACUCACCUACUCACCCACCAAACCCACUCCUUCACCCAUUCACGGACUCAUUUACUCACAAACCCACUCAUUCACUUACCCUCUCAUUUACUCAUUCACGACUCACCCACCCACUCACCCACUCUUCCAGCUAAUGGCUCGCUCUUCCGGCGAUGUGACAACAGCACCAUCGCUCCCCAGAGCUGUGGUUCUACUCAUGAUUCGACGCUGCUGCUGCGGUGGAGGACUUGGUGUUCUGCACUCCUCGUACGGCUCCGCGCCUUUCCUUUUUUAGGCCCCGCCCCAUCCUAUUUAGGCCACACCCCUUCCCUGGGUCGUGGUGUGCGGAGGAGUGGGGCGGCUUCACGACCAUGAUCAGAAGAGGCGGCACGGUCAUAGAUGGGCACUCGUUUUGCCACUUUGACCCCACGGGGAUUCCGCUCUCCCCCACGGCUGCCGAUUGGGCAUUCACUUCUGUCAUUCAUUUCGGUCCGUCUCCUAUCAAUGCCCCCACGAUUCUCCACUGAAAUCCCCUCCCAUUCCUCUGGCAUCCGCGUAAUGCAACUGCGCACAAGAGCAUCGGCGGUCUAAUGCGCUCGACACACUUGGUGGGUCGUCAAGUAUAUCCACCGCACUCCCACAGUGAGGACUCGCUUAGCGAGACGCAGACCGCUUCGUCUCGCCCACAGCGUAUUCAACCACCACUGCGGGUCACAACAACAUACCCACCCACUUACACAUUCCACACUCACCCACCUCCUCACACAUCACCUACUCAUAGACCCACGCACACAACCACCCAUCCACGCAGCCACCUACUCGCCCACUCAAUCAACCACCCACUCACACAUCACCUAGCCACUCAACCACCCACCUACUCACAUCACCCACUCGACCCACGCACACAACCACCCAUCCACUCAGCCACCUACUCGCCCACUCACUCAACCACCCACUCACUCAACCACCCACUCACACAUCACCCACCCAUAUAUCAUCCACCCACGGACUCGACUACCCACUCACACACCACCCACCCACGGACUCGACUACCCACUCACACAUUACCCCAUCACUCAACCACCCACUCACACAUCACCCACCCACGGAUUCGACUACCCACUCACACAUUACCCCAUCACUCAACCACCCACUCACACAUCACCCACUCACGGACUCGACUACCCACUCACACAUUACCCCUUCACUCAACCAUCCACUCACACAUCACCCACCCACGGACUCGACUACCCACUCACACAUUACCCCAUCACUCAACCACCCACUCACACAUCACCCACCCACGGACUCGACUACCCACUCACACAUUACCCCAUCACUCAACCACCCACUCACACAUCACCCACUCACGGACUCGACUACCCACUCACACAUUACCCCAUCACUCAACCACCCACUCACACAUCACCCACCCACGGACUCGACUACCCACUCACACAUUACCCCAUCACUCAACCACCCACUCACACAUCACCCACUCACGGACUCGACUACCCACUCACACAUUACCCCUUCACUCAACCAUCCACUCACACAUCACCCACCCACGGACUCGACUACCCACUCACACAUCACCCCUUCACUCAACCAUCCACUCACGGACUCGACUACCCACUCACACAUUACCCCUUCACUCAACCAUCCACCCACGGACUCGACUACCCACUCACACAUUACCCCAUCACUCAACCACCCACUCACACAUCACCCACCCACGGACUCGACUACCCACUCACACAUCACCCCUUCACUCAACCAUCCACUCACGGACUCGACUACCCACUCACACAUCACCCCUUCACUCAACCAUCCACUCACGGACUCGACUACCCACUCACACAUCACCCCUUCACUCAACCAUCCACUCACGGACUCGACUACCCACUCACACAUCACCCCUUCACUCAACCAUCCACUCACGGACUCGACUACCCACUCACACAUCACCCCUUCACUCAACCAUCCACUCACGGACUCGACUACCCACUCACACAUCACCCCUUCACUCAACCAUCCACUCACACGUCACCCACCCACUCGCCACGCUGCAAGUCACUUUGCCUUCUCCCUCUGCUUCUUCCCUCGCUCUGCUCCACCAUGGAGUCCCCCUCCUCCCAGCAUCAUCAUCGUCUCUUCCCCCAGAGCUCGUAUAACGAUAACAUUGCUUAAGAAACACGUUCACUGUUAUCCGUUUACAACUUUGAAGAGUGCUGUUUGUUGCUGGCCCACUUGAUGCUUUGGGCCAGCGCUCGUCCACUGCGCUUCAAGGCCCUCACGUGAACCGAAUUCUCCGCCUCGUAAAUAAAACUGCGAGCACUU
Lethenteron reissneri (Far Eastern brook lamprey) is the source of this 5686-nucleotide messenger RNA. Its product is annotated as beta-arrestin-2-like. Gene Ontology annotation, molecular function: G protein-coupled receptor binding. Gene Ontology annotation, cellular component: cytoplasm. Gene Ontology annotation, biological process: signal transduction; G protein-coupled receptor internalization. Lineage: Eukaryota; Metazoa; Chordata; Hyperoartia; Petromyzontiformes; Petromyzontidae. The record is from RefSeq and is a predicted model, not a curated record.